GAGCCGGCCGGACACGGACCGCUCGGUCGCUGCCUCCCUCGGCGCAUCCCCGCAUCCCCACUGCCCUCCUCCCCUCGUCCUCUGCGGACCCUCGGUCCUCGCGCCCGGGGUCGUCCCGCUUGCUUGGCUCCGGCUCCUCGUCUCUUCCCUCCCCGGUCAACCCCGGGCAACUUUCUCCGCCGGAGCCCGGGGGUGAGGGGGACUCGCUUUACCCGGGAGGAGGGCUUCUCCUGGGCUUCGCUGGGGAGGGGAGGUAGCGUGUGGAGAAGGGCUUGGGAGUACCAAAGAGACGCCCGUCCCCCGCACCUUGCCCACGGCAGGCCAGCCGUCGGGUCUCCGCACCCUCCGCGCCCCCCACCCACCCAUGCACACACCCAAACCAUGACCGAGAUGAGCGAGAAGGAGAACGAGCCGGAUGACGCGGCCACUCACACUCCCCCAGGGACCGUCUCCGCCCUCCAGGAAACCAAGCUCCAGAGGCUCAAGCGCUCGCUCUCCCUCAAGACCAUCCUCCGAAGUAAGAGUGUGGAGAACUUCUUCCUCCGCUCAGGCUCUGAGCUCAAGUGCCCCACUGAGGUGCUGCUGACGCCCCCAACCCCGCUGCCUCCUCCUUCCCCACCACCUGCAUCUACAGACAAAGGUCUGCCCACCCCGGCACCCUCUCCAUGCCCAGUCCCACGCCCCCUGGCACCACUCAAACCGGUGAGGCUACACAGCUUCCAGGAGCAUGUCUUCAAGCGGGCCAGCCCUUGUGAGUUGUGCCAUCAGCUCAUUGUAGGAAACUCCAAGCAGGGCUUGCGAUGUAAGACAUGCAAAGUCAGUGUCCACCUGUGGUGCUCCGAAGAGAUCUCCCACCAGCAAUGCCCGGGCAAGACGUCCACCUCUUUCCGCCGCAACUUCAGCUCCCCGCUCCUGGUGCAUGAGCCGCCACCAGCCUGUGCCAUGAGCAGAGAGUCCCCACCGACUGCAGGGACCAGCGGGAAGGUAGACCCGGUCUACGAGACCCUGCGCUACGGCACCUCCCUGGCACUGAUGAACCGCUCCAGCUUCAGCAGCACUUCUGAGUCCCCCACCCGGAGCCUGAGUGAGCUCACCGAGGAUGGAGAAGGCAGCAUUCGCAGCUCGGAGGAGGGACCUGGUGACAAUGUAUUCACAGCCCCAGCCGAGAGCGAAGGGUCAGGAGCUGAGGAGAAGAGCCCUGGACAACAGCCUCCCAAGCUGGCCCUGCGGAAGGACGUGGGACCCAUGUAUUCCUAUGUUGCACUCUACAAGUUUCUGCCCCAAGAGAACAACGACCUGGCUCUGCAGCCUGGAGACCGGAUUAUGCUGGUGGACGACUCUAAUGAAGACUGGUGGAAGGGCAAGAUCGGUGACCGGGUUGGCUUCUUCCCAGCCAAUUUUGUGCAGCGGGUGAGACCAGGCGAGAAUGUUUGGCGCUGCUGCCAGCCCUUCUCCGGGAGCAAGGAACAGGGUUACAUGAGCCUCAAGGAGAACCAGAUCUGUGUAGGUGUGGGCAGAAGCAAGGAUGCUGACGGCUACAUCCGCGUCACCAGCGGCAAGAAGCGGGGCUUGGUGCCAGCCGACGCCCUGACUGAGAUCUGACAGAAGCCUAGAGAGCCCAGAUGCUACCCUUGCCCGUGCCUGGCCCUUGCUUCUGGCCCGAAGGGGAGAAGGCAUCCUGGCCACACCCUUUCCUUCCCCUGCCUCUCUAGGCACCACACACCCCAGCUUAGGAGCCUUCUGCAUUAAGGAAGGUUUUAUUUCUUGGGUGGAAUUCCCUGAGUGGGUUGGUCUUCUGGGACUUGGGGAGGAUGGAAGGAAGUAGGAAGGAAUGAGGAAGCUGCAGGUAGGUCCACCCAGUGCCCAGGUAACCCGCAGUCCACUUGCCUCCCUAAGUCCAUCCUGGGGAGUCCCCUGCUGAGUCUUCCAGAUACCUCAGCUGCCCAUACUGCCCUUGCAUGCCUGACUCUCCUCUGCCCACAGCCCUUGCUUGGGUCUCUGUGCAUCUGCCCCUUUGCAAGUGGGGCCGUGGGAGGGGGCCUUCCUGUGUCCCUCAGCCUUGUACCAUAAGAGGGCCCUGAGUCCACCUCUGGUCUCAACACCUCUGUCUCUUCAUCAAUUCUCAGGAAAGUUCUGCAGGAAUCUCUCUUCCCGUUACUUGAAACCUAGGCCAACAGAGCAGGGGAAGGACCGAGGUGUGUGUGUGGUGGGGGGGGGUCGUUGUGACAAAUAGGAAUGUUCCCUAAGGACAAUCACCACAGGGUGACUGCCUAACCCUACCUUUGUAUAUUGGAAAAUGGUGUCCAAGGGCAGCCUGAACAACGUUUCAGUUGAGAACAAGACACUGGCCCCUGCUUGGUCAAAAUGACCCCCAUUUCACUGUCAGGACUACAAAAGUCCCUCCUCCCCCCCAACACAUACCAGGAGCAACCAGCUAGGGGAGUGUGUGAUUGUCAGCCUCUGCCCCUCCAGAAGCCCUGCCCUCAGGGCUGACGUAAUGACCCCUCCCACCAGGUUCCCUGGGGCUCAGCUCUGGGAGGACACCAGGUGGGAGGCAAGGAAGGCAGAAUGUUGAUUGGCUACUAGGCCUCCCUGGGGUGCAGUGGGCAAGACAAAGAGGACCUCUCCCUUGUAGACUGCUUCUGGUGCCAGCCCUCUCCCCUCAGCUCAGAGCUCCCUUUUGUGCCCUUGAUCGUGCCAGCCAAUGCCAUCCCCAACCUGGGCACAGUCACGCCCUCCAUACAGUGAGAGGGACAGAUUCUCUUACCCAACAAACCCCACCCUACUUUUUCCCCCCAAGAGGGGGCUCAAGCCACACUGCCCUGUUUGCUGCCAUGAGCCCCUCCCCAGCAAAACCCGGGGGGCGGGCCUGAUGCCCACUGUACAUGAGGCUGCAUGAUGGGUCUUCUGGGGGCGUUGCUGAGUCCCUAGACCCCUAAUUAAAUGUUUCUUGUCCCA
This is a messenger RNA of Jaculus jaculus (lesser Egyptian jerboa), 2958 nucleotides long. It is a transcript of the gene Stac2, whose product is annotated as SH3 and cysteine rich domain 2. NCBI's taxonomy places the organism in Eukaryota, Metazoa, Chordata, Mammalia, Rodentia, Dipodidae. The coding region runs from base 382 to 1602 and encodes 406 amino acids. The record is from RefSeq and is a predicted model, not a curated record. The transcript has 11 exons. Gene Ontology annotation, molecular function: protein binding. Gene Ontology annotation, biological process: positive regulation of protein localization to plasma membrane; skeletal muscle contraction; positive regulation of voltage-gated calcium channel activity. Gene Ontology annotation, cellular component: extrinsic component of cytoplasmic side of plasma membrane.